CAAAACCCCUCUCUCAUACACAUCGAACAUCAUUCCACCACAUCAAAGAAAUCAGCAUACUCCUAUACCGUGAGGAGCCGAGAACUAGGCAGCAAGGGGGGAGCUUUUUCCAUAACACCACAACAGGAACGUCAUCGCACGAUGAGUAAUCCCAAGUUAGUAAGCGCCCGUUUGAAAGAGUUAAGCAGACGAGGUUGAUCGAUGUCAAACCCGAGGAGAUGUUGGGACAAAAGACUAAGUAAGUAGGAAGAUAGCUGGUGUAGUAUGUCUUCAUACAUAUUACAUCUGUCUUGAUACUCUUCCGUUGCGCAAAUUUAGAACUUGUUUUUAGCAAAGACAAUUGUCCCAUAACUACUCUGAUUCAGUAUGAUUUGUACCCUCAACACAUUUCAGACAAUGUUUCCUUUGAAUUAAGCAUCUAAUGAUGAGUUGAGAUAGUCAGUAAGAUUUAGUUGUGAUAUAGCUACACUUUCUUAAAUUAGAGAGAUGUGGUCGUGACAACUUAAGAUGAUACAUUUUCCUUUUUAGUUUGUCUAGAAUAAGAUGACACAAUUCUAUUUUUUGAAACUUCAUUUUUCUAAUUAAUACACCCAACCACUUUUUCUGUAUUCAAUUAAUAUUUGUUAAAUUCUCUAAAUUCUAUCUCACAUCGACUUGGUGAAGAUCUCAUCCAAUAUAUCUAAAUGUGGAUAACUCUCCCCUUUAUAAGACCUUUUAAGGGGUAAGUGACUCAUUUCUAAUAAUAUUUAACUCUGUUUCUCUCUCCAUUUAAUGUGUACGCCCACAUUUUCUCUCUCCAAUUAAAUAUAUCAACCAACAAGUCCUAAAAUCUCGUGUCAGACUAAGAAAUGUGUCAUCGUAGUUUCCAAUAAGAUGAAGCCCCAUCCAUGAGUGUCUUUCGUUAAUCUUAUCUAUAAUUGAGUAAUCACUUCAAUCAUGAAACACUAAAAUCUGCAUUUUCCUGGACUUGCAAUUGCCAUGGCUUUCCGUUCAUCUAUCAUCCUUGCACUACUAGUAAUACUCUAUCCACAUUCCACUUGUACGGGCUCAUCCUCUAGGAUCCCCAUGGCCGCCUUCUGUACAACACUAGCAUAGGCGGCCCUGGGGAUCAAGUCAGUCAUGUAUGGUUGAACGUUACCGGAAACUUUGUUAUACAGCGCAGAGAUUCCUCUAUAUUAUGGGAGAGUUUUAGGCACCCGACCGAUACAAUAUUGCCCACUCAGAGUAUCGUGUUUCGCGUAGAAGUGAGGCUAAUUUUUCCAUUGGACGAUUCUACGCCUCCAUCAGCAACGACGGACGUUUCGUCUUCAACACCAUAAGAAUCUGGUGAGUUUGAUUGGUUUCUGCGAGGAGGGGACUCAUCGCUUGCUUGUGUACGAGUACAUGAGCAACGGAACGCUUGCAGACUUUCUUUUCAGGGAUCUGAGAGCAAACUGGAGCCAGAGGACUCAAAUCGCAAUGGGGAUAGCGAAGGGGCUAACAUACUUGCACGAGGAGUGCAGCAACCAGAUCAUACACUGCGAUAUAAAGCCUCACAACAUUCUCCUUGAUGAUUACUACAUUGCUAGGAUAUCGGAUUUCGGGCUGGCUAAGCUUCUGACGAUGAAUCAGAGCAAGACGCUGACCAAUAUCCGAAGCACCAAAGGCUAUGUUGCUCUUGAAUGGUUCAGGAACACGCAGAUAUCGGUCAAAGUUGAUGUUUACAGCUUCGGAGUGGUGCUGCUGGAGAUCAUCUCGUGCAGGAAGAUCGUGGAGGAGGGGCUUGAAUUUGGAGAUGGUGAAAAUCCGAUUCUGACGGACUGGGCGUGGGACUGCUUUGUGGGAGGGAGAUUGGAUGCGUUGGUGAGAAACGAGGAGGACACGUUGAGAGAGAUGGAAAUGGUGGAAAGAUUCGUGAUGGUUGGACUUUGGUGAGUGCAAGAAGAUGCAUCGCUUAGACCAAGCAUGAAGAAAGCAUGUCAAAUGCUGGAAGGAGUAGCCCAAGUUCCCAACCCAGUGAAUCCUUAUCAAUUCACCACAGUUGUUUGACAUAGUUGAAUCUUUAUAUUCUCAUUUUCUGGCUAUUCUAUCUUAUUUUUGGGUCAGAAACUCAACUAGUUCACCACAUACUUAGUUCACCACUCUAACUAUUCAUCUUUGAGUGAUGCAAAAUUUAGAAGUGCAGUUGGGCUUAAAUAGAAAGUGAAAUAUAUGGGAUUUGA
Messenger RNA from Salvia splendens (bonfire salvia), 2201 nucleotides. Its product is annotated as G-type lectin S-receptor-like serine/threonine-protein kinase RLK1. NCBI's taxonomy places the organism in Eukaryota, Viridiplantae, Streptophyta, Magnoliopsida, Lamiales, Lamiaceae. The record is from RefSeq and is a predicted model, not a curated record. The transcript is spliced from 3 exons. Gene Ontology annotation, biological process: protein phosphorylation. Gene Ontology annotation, molecular function: ATP binding; protein kinase activity. The coding region runs from base 1384 to 1914 and encodes 176 amino acids.